CUUCCUGGUUGCGUUCACGCCGUUCCUACCAUGUAAAACCAUUUAUUUUACAUGUUCUAAUGCAAAAAUGGUUUACUGCGUCGCACCAAACUGCAGCAGUGAUUCAACGAAGGUGUUGAAAGUAGAUGGGGUCGGUUAUCACAAUUUUCCUCGCGACAAGAAGGCCCGAAAAGUAUGGGUAACGCCCUCACGUGACACGAAAGAGAAGCCAGUGCCUCCAGCACAGCAAAUGUGACGCGUCAAUACGAUAACUCGUUGGUGGCGGAAUGGACUAUCAUCUUAGAAUAUCAAAUUUUGUGACUCGGUAACUCUGUUAGGAAGCGCGCUUCUGAUAAAACUCUCACCUAAAUGGCUGAGGCAGAUGAUGUGGACCUUGAGCUUGAGUUCGUGAAGGCUUGCGUCGAAGGCAACUGUUGGAAAGCGGCCGAUCUCCUGCGAUUGGGCGCCGAUGCCGGCCAGAGAAUCCCGCAGCCGUUUGAUAGCAGGAACGGGACGGUUCUUCACGUGUCCGCGGCGCUGGGUCAGACUGAUAUGGUGAAACUGUUGCUCGCCAACGGCGCCUUUGUUGGUGCCUGCGAUCGCGAUGUAGAAACUCCACUCCACCGCGCGUGUAAGGCGGGCCAAUACGCAACCGCAAACAUUCUCAUCCAACAUGGCGCCCGGGUGAAUUUCAGCGCCAUGUCGACUGCGCCGCUUUAUUUGGCUUGCGAAGCUGGGGCCCCGGAUGUAGUCCGUCUGCUUCUGGAUCACAACGCAGAUGUCAAUUCGAAGAUUGGUGUAAAAAGGUCAUCCGGGUACUAUGAUGACGAUGAGGAAUACGACUGGGAAUUCGGCCCACUUUCAGAAUCGCCGCUGUAUGUCGCUUACGAUAAUAACGAAGUCGAUGUGGUGAGAAUCUUGAUGGAGCACGGAGCGAAGUGUGAUAUGAUGCGGCUGAUUCAUAUCGCGUGUCUUCUUGAUGAGCCGGAUUGGAUUCUGAAGUUUCUUGGUGAAGGGGAGAAGAUCAAUGUCCGUGAUGCAGAUGGAGGGACCCCACUCCAUAUCGCCGCGCGCACCGGUCAUCUAAACUGCGUCAUCCUCUGCUUGAAAAAGAAGGCGAAAAUUAACAAAGUUGACCAAAGACAGCGCACGGCGAUACAUUACGCUGCGCAGGAAGACCACGUGGAUGUUGUUUCUCACUUAUUGAGUUACACGAGCAUCAAUGUGUUUGCUGCGGACCGGGACGGCUAUACUCCGCUUCAUAUCGCAUGUAAAAACAAUCACUUGAGAAUUGUUGAACUGCUGAUAAACUUUGAAUCCACGCAGCUUUUUGAAUUUGACAACAGCCCCAUUUUUUUGUCGACGGAUAUAAACAUCAUCGCUCUCCUGUUGGAAGAAGGUGUGAAGGUGAAUAGCAAAGAUGUUGCGGACAGUGGAACCCUCCUGCACAGAGCCUCUCGCAACGGCGACAAAGAGUUGGUCGAUCUUUUGCUGCGGUCAAACGCAAAGGUGAACAGCCAUGAGAACAUGUCCGGCAUGACUCCGCUCCAUCUUGCGUGCAAGGAGCGCCACACUGAUAUCGCAUUGGCUCUGAUUGAGCAUGGCGCCAACGUGAACGCCAUUGAAAUGCACAAAGAUUACACUCCUCUUCAUUUCGCGUGCGACACCGGCGAGAUCAAAAUAGUCGAAGCUCUCAUCGAAAAUCGCUGCCAUCUGCACGUCUAUGAGCUGAACCAUGAGGAAUGUGUACAACCACUAGAUGUCGCCACAAAAAGAGGGUUCGUGGAAAUUGUGGAAUUGAUACUUAAGCACGCAGUGUCCGGGACAGACGAUGAUGACAGCAUCAAAUCUAAAAUUCAAGAACCCCUUGAAAUCGCUUGCGACAACCGAUUCCCGAAGUUAGUCAAGCUAUUCCUGAAGCAUGGCGCAUGCGUGGAUUUUCCUGACAAUAGCUACCGAAGCCAACUCUUCGAUGUCGUCAUAAAUUCCUACAUCCGGAGUUUAGACAAUGCGGAACAACCCGGAAACACGAAUGACGUCAUUUCCAUUUUGAUCGACUUGAUUAACGCGGGAUGUCGUCUCGGACAUUUCUUUUCUAAUAUGGGAUGCGAGUUGUCCCACUUUUAUGAGGCCGAAUCCAUAUUUGCCCCAAAGAGGGAGCUGUCGCGUUUUCUCAUGCUGACUGGGAUUGAUAUUUUUAACAACGUAGGCGACGAAUUCUUGAUGUCGAUAUUGCGCAGCAAUGACUUGGAGACUAUUGGCGUGCUUGCCGCUUGCGGGUACCGGUUCAGCGAAACUCGGGUCGUGGCGCAGUGCGCCGGAUUUGAAGAUGGCGACAUGCUCCUGGCAGAGGUCAGAGAGGUCAUAUUCAAAGUUCCCUCAUUACAAGACAUAUGUCGAUUGAAAGUCAGGUGCAUUCUGCGCAGGAACCUCCACAUCGAGGCAGAGAUGCGCUGGAAGAGCCGCCUAUCGGCAAGAAUUGGCCACUACCUGAGGAAGUUCGCCGGGAAGAAACGAAAAAGGCUCCCUAUGUACGGCAUCAAUAGGCUGGUGGAUAAUUUGCCUCUGCCGAAUCGCGUUAAGGACUUUCUAUGUUUUAAUCUGAUUGACGUGCAUUGAAUAGAAAGAAAGGUGGUUUGUGAUUGGACGCUGUAAACAGCAGAUCCGCAGGUAUAGACCAGAUGAAUACAGCCUCAAGUAACUGCUGAUCUUAGUGAUUGUCCGGUCCCCUGAUCAUCGCUUGUUUUGAGUGGCGUUUCAGAGGCUUCAUCCUCGAAAAUCCAGAGUCAGUCGUAUCCUCCUCCCCUCGCACACGUUACUGGAAGCUUGUGAGUUUAUUCAGGGCAUAAGCUCGGUCGAUAGUGCCGAGUGGUGGCCUGAGUCUUUGUUUCAGUGCCUUACUGACGAUGCUUGGACUUCUGGGGUAUUACUCAGCAGGGGCGUAGCUAGCUUUUCGGUGGUAGUGGUGGACAGGUGGGGGGAGGGUACAAAUGGCUCUCUGAGGGGGGAAGCAAAUUCACACUUUUUGAAAUUCUCGGCCAAAGUCAUGCAUGGCCAAAUCACGUCUUCAGUGACUUCUGGGGGCAUCCCACGCUCCCCGCCUAGCAGUGCUACGUCCAUGCCGGAUCAGAGUUCUUUCAAUCUAACACUAUUCAUCAUACUAAUAAUGGGGAGGUUGAGAAACCCUACGAAAAUGAACUACGAAGAGCGAAGGUCUAGAUUUCAUCAAUUCACCUGGAACGACUUUUGUACUUAACUCGUACAAGAAACUGUGGAAAUCUUUAUGAAAUGUCGCCACUAAAAUAAUGAAGGCAUGCAGACCUUCCUACCUCGUCGUUCGUAGGGUUUGCGUAACCUGCCUAUUAUGCGUACUGCGUAGAGAGUUGAAGUUUCAUGUGAUAUAGUUCCAGACUUAUCAAACAAAUAGACGGAGACAGAGUUCAAAUUGGUGAUAGCACACAAGAUUUUGGAACCUAUGCUUUAAUCCCGCUAGAUGUACGGUGUAGCAUUAGAAUGCACUGUUAAAAACAAGUGCUAAAAAUGAAAUUAAGGUCUUGUUCUGUUUCUAUCACGACGGACCUCCAGCUUUAUCUAAGCAAAGAUGGGGACUAUAUGGACUAGGAGCA
Molecule: messenger RNA, 3605 nt
Organism: Lineus longissimus
Lineage: Eukaryota; Metazoa; Nemertea; Pilidiophora; Heteronemertea; Lineidae
Product: ankyrin-2-like
Exons: 2
Coding region: 349-2598 (749 amino acids)
Molecular function (GO): protein binding
Source: RefSeq, a predicted model, not a curated record